Molecule: messenger RNA, 2121 nt
Organism: Zerene cesonia (dogface butterfly)
Lineage: Eukaryota; Metazoa; Arthropoda; Insecta; Lepidoptera; Pieridae
Product: solute carrier family 22 member 1-like
Exons: 9
Coding region: 399-1973 (524 amino acids)
Biological process (GO): transmembrane transport
Cellular component (GO): membrane
Molecular function (GO): transmembrane transporter activity
Source: RefSeq, a predicted model, not a curated record
GAUUCAACAAAAUCAACAAAAAUACACAGAUAAACACACUACGUCCCACCUGACAUUAUCUACUUGAGUCAGUUAACGCACAAUCGGGUCGCGCAUGCAUUGCGAGGCACCACGAUACGUCUGUGUUGUGAUCCCAGGAACUCUUAAAGGAUCUAUGUUUUGAGCAUCGAUCGGGACUCAAACAUUCCGGAAACAUCACAAGCGAAAACAGUCCUUCGCAGCGAACGUGGUCUCCGCAUGCGCACGCGCCCCUCUACGGCCGGCACCUACAUAAGGCGACCACCCGGUCAUACGAGCUCAAUGAUCGAUGCGCUCUCAGACUGCUUCAACCUCUCUGGCUGGACAGCUCUGAGAACCGGUGAUCUAGUAAACACUUCUGUUACAUACUGUGUUCCACCAUGAGCGAGGACAAAGUCCAACUGGACUCCGUGCUGGCGACCCUGGGGGCGUUCGGGAGGCACCAGCUCAUCACCAUGUGCAUGCUGGCGCUUGUCUACGCCACUAACUCUAUGUACAAUGUCAAUUAUGUGUUUGCUGUUGAAGAUGUCAAUUACAGAUGCAGAAUCCCAGAAUGCGAUACCACAGGCUCGUUCGAGGCCCCCUGGCUGACCCCGGGGGAGGACAUGAAGCAAUGCCAUAGAUACCCCCCUCUUGAUCACUGCAAUGGCGUGAACACCAGCACAUCUGAAGUCUGCACAGAGUGGUUGUAUGAUGUACCGGACAGCUUCGUAGCUGAGUUUGGUCUUGCGUGUGAAGAUUGGAAACCUCCCCUGGUGGGUACCGUGCACAGCUUCGGCGCGAUGCUGGGGCUUUUGAUACAAGGACAAAUUUCUGAUAGGUUUGGUCGGAAAACUGCAGCCGUGUUUGCUGGCACCAUGGGAGCUGUGCUCGGCAUCACUAAAAGCUUCGCGACAUCAUUCUGGGUGUACAUCACCCUGGAAGGUCUUGAGGCGGCGAUUGGUGACGCACUGUCACCUAUGUUCAUGUUGAGUAUAGAAAUAGUGGAAAAGAGACGCGCUGUGCUUUUCCAAAUGAUCCUGCUGAACUGCUACACAGGAGGCCUGAUAAUCAUGCCCUUCAUAGCCUGGGCGGUUCCCUACUGGCGCCAUUUCCUGCGAGUCAUCUACGCGCCCACCCUGAUCAUUCUCACCUACUCCUUCUACUUGGACGAGAGCAUCCGUUGGCUCUUCAGCAAAGGCGAAAAACAGAAAGGGAUCAAGCUGAUAGAGAAGAUCGCAAAGCGAAACAAAGUGAAGGUGGACAAGAUUUUGCUAACCAAGUUGGAUUACAUCGACGAAGAAAAAUCUACGAAAUACAGCGACAGAAAGUUGCUGAUGAAAACUUUCAAAUCCCGAAUAAUGAUGCAACGCUUCCUUGUGUGCAUGGUGUGGUGGCUGACGAUCACGUUGAUAAACUACGGGAUGAUGAUCAGCUCUGUGCUGAUAGAUGGAAACAAAUACAUUAAUUUCGCGUUAUUAAUGUUAAUGGAUAUUCCGGCGAACGUAUUUUACUGGCUCGCGCUAUCAAAGUACAAGAGGAAACUUCCUCUAAUUGCAUCCUUUAUCGUCGGCGGCUUUUUCUGCAUCUCGCAGCCGUUUAUGCCCAAAGGGUACGCAUGGCUAGGAUUGCUGCUCUUCAUGGCGUUCGAGACCCUGGCCACGUUCUCCUACAACAUAGUGUACAUGUACACUUCGGAGCUGUUCCCCACCUACACCCGCAACUCCAUGCACGCUAUCUGCUCUGCUAUUGGCCGCGUCGGCUCUUUGUUGGCGCCGCAGACACCGCUGCUUAUGGCCUACUGGUCUGGACUCCCAGCGUUAAUAUUCGGGCUAUCUUCUCUCCUGUCUGGAGCUCUGACCCUCUUCAUGCCAGAAACUGCCAGCACACAACUUCCAGACACUGUGCUGGAAGCAGAGGCGAUUGGCUUGAAGAAAGCUCCGCCUCUGAGGGAAGAACUUAAGGGUCUUACUUAAAGAUCUGAUAGAGUUAGCUAGUAUUCAAUUGUACCGGGUGUUCUAUAGUCAUACUCGUCUAGUUUAUAGACGUAAUGAGAUGAGUGUUAGAUGUACAUGCGGCAGAGUUCAAGCGACUCCUAUUUGCGACAAGCCAUUGUCACUGAAA